GCUGGUUUUUCUAGGACCUGGCAACCCGACACUGAUGACUUCCUGCUUGAAAAAGUGAAACAAACUGGAGCGUGUGUACGUUCAAAAAGUGUUAACAGUGUUCUGAGUGACACUGUGAUGAUAUAUUGGACCAAACAAAAAGCGCUUCCACUUGUACUAACGUUACUCUUUAGAAAACAAUGCUUAACGUUACCUUUUUACUGAAACAAACUUCUUCACGGUUACGGUAGGUCUCGGCCCGUUUUGUUCCCGCUUGAUAUUGUUUUGAUUUCCCUGACAACUGAACGACGCCAUCAGUGGAGACAGAGAUGAGCCUGCCAGAGAUAUUCACUGCAGUGAGACUACACCCGCCAAAUUCAGAUUCAAGCAAGACUGUGAAACACAAAUAUGGAGACGCGAAUGGUGUUGCCAGCGGGUCGUUUCGAGAGGCUGAAGAUAUUUACAGGAGUAUAAUUGUGCAAAGAACACGUGAUGGAAGUAGGGCUCUAAGACAAGAAGAGAGACAAGCUCAAAGUAACUCUAUAGUAGAUGAACCAGUAAAGGUUGAUGGCGUUGUUAUGGAUUAUAUUCAAGAAAUUAAAUCUAAGGAACUUGAGAUAAUUAAAAAAAGGAAUGGAGUUAUCAUGAGGCGAGAUGAUAGACGUGUGACCUUUAUGUCUCCGUCUGGCAAGAGCGUUCACGCUCAGUUUGCACGAGAACAGUUUAUAACAUUGUAUCAAAAGAUUGCAACGGGGCUGCAAACCAGGACAUACGAUUACAGUCGAGGAAUUGUUGAGCGUUGCCAAGCAGAAUUUCCAGAACUCCUAAUCACUUGUAAAGAUAAAAGGCGAUUGCAACUGACUGGCAACUUCAUUAGCCUUGAAAGAUUUGAGACAUUUUUGAAUGGGAGUACACAGACAUGUUCACACUACCAAACCCCAAAUAAAACAAAAGUCAAUGACACACCUUACAAGCAACCUGUGAAACAACAGACAUCAGUAGACCAAGCCAAAGAUGAGGCGUGUCCGAUUUGUUUGGAAACACUCAAGAUAUCUGAAUCCACAGUCUUGUCUAAAUGUAAACACAGAUUUUGUAAAGAUUGUUUGGAGAGAGCUUUCCAUGUCAAGCCAACUUGUCCGAUAUGCGGAGAGAUAUACGGCAAUCUUACAGGGACACAACCAAAAGGAGGAACCAUGACUGUCUCAUCGGACAGGUCCUCUCUACCUGGAUAUGAAAAAUAUGGUACAAUCAUAAUUAACUACAAUAUACCAAGUGGAUAUCAGGGGGAUGAACACCCAAACCCAGGCAUGCCGUACCAGGGUGCGUCCCGCAUAGCUUACCUCCCUAACUCAGCAGAGGGCAAUAAGGUACUGAAGCUUCUGCAGAGAGCAUUCGACCAGCGACUCACUUUCACCAUUGGACGCUCAUCUACCACUGGACAGAACAAUGUGGUGACCUGGAAUGACAUUCACCAUAAGACGUCUCGUUAUGGAGGACCAACCUCUUAUGGUUACCCAGAUCCAGACUACCUGAAACGAGUACAAGAUGAACUGAAAGCAAAAGGAAUCGACUAACUACCUUUUAAUCAGUUCAAACACUAUUAUUACAACCAGUAGUCAUAUUAAAACGGACAAGAAUGAAGUAAUAUUCCAGUCUUGUGAUCACUAAUCAAGGUCAAGCACUUUUCUUUCUUUUUUUUUACAGGCAUUCUUAAUGUUUCACACAGUUGAAACUGUGAAGCAGUAUAAGAGAAACAGAGUUAAGGGACAUUCAGUACAUUUUCAUAUUCCACUGCGCUACCUUUCAUAGUUUUUACACAGAGAUGUUUAACCAUUGCUUUAAUGUCUUUUGCAGCAUCACGUGUGUGACAGCAUUUUCAAAAUGCCCCUAAGAAAAUCUAUUAUGAUGUUGUGUAUGCAGUAUAACUUGUUUGUGCUUUUAAAUGAAACCUUAGUUUCAUGUCAAUAUGAUCAAAUCAUAUCAGUUUUACUUUAAAAAUAAUCAUUGCUGUAUUAUAUUGUGAUUAGAUUUUUUUAAAUGGAUGAACAUGUAGUAAAAUUAAGUGUCAUGUAGUGUAUCGAAAGUUAUAGUUCCUCAGCAGCAAAAAACUCUAAUCACACAAAUUUUAGUAACACUAAACCAUUGGUACCAGGCUUUUUAACACUGACUUUUUUUUCCUGGAUCAUUUAUUGUUUACCUUUGUUUUGAUUUUGGUGGAUUGUAGUAUUAAAACUUGGAUGAAAGAUGCAAAAAGUGUACAUGAACUUUAUAUGAACAUUAAUUAAAUUCAAAUGCAAAAAAAUGU
Molecule: messenger RNA, 2284 nt
Organism: Cyprinus carpio (common carp)
Lineage: Eukaryota; Metazoa; Chordata; Actinopteri; Cypriniformes; Cyprinidae
Biological process (GO): protein ubiquitination; Notch signaling pathway
Source: RefSeq, a predicted model, not a curated record